Molecule: messenger RNA, 711 nt
Organism: Babesia bigemina
Lineage: Eukaryota; Apicomplexa; Aconoidasida; Piroplasmida; Babesiidae
Exons: 1
Coding region: 1-711 (236 amino acids)
Source: RefSeq, a predicted model, not a curated record
AUGCAACUCCCGAACUCCCACGCCAGCAGGGGCCGCGGAAGGCAACACAACGCUGACACACAUCAACCGAGACACGUGGACAACACCAGACUGAAGGUGUACAACAUAGACGACUACGAGAAGCUGGUGUCUGGAGCACAAGAAAAUGCUUUCGCCUCACAACUCGAAAUCUCACCUGGAACGUUCCUCACUAACCUCGCUACAGGCACCAACCGGAUAUUAGGCGAGCUCGCAGAACUGUCAUCGGGGCCUUUCCCAACGUACAACAACCAGUCGAAGCUUGCGCCGUACGCGGACGCGUUGAAGCAGGCCACGGCGCCUGUGGCGAACCCGAUGCCCAUGCAGCCAGCUAUGCAGAGCCCCGGAGUGGUACCUCAGGUGAUGCCACAGCCAGUAGUCGCCAUGCCACAGGUCGCGGCCAUGCCACCUGUGGCGGAGGCAGUACCGGUGGUUCCAGUCAUGCAGCAACCCGUGCAAGCUAUGCCGGCUGCGAUGCCCGUCGUGCAGAUGCAGCCUCAGGAGCCAGCCAGCCCGGAAAAGGUGAAUGCAAUCCUCAAAGAUGCGUUUGCAGCGAAAUCACUGCCAGCGCUGCCUGAUAGAAAUUUCAACCUAAUUAUAAUAGGGGUCGUCGGAGUCGCCGUCGUCGUCUUCAUCAUAGCCGGAAUUGUUGUCAGAAUCAAACAGAAGAAAAAGUCGAGCAAGAGGUCAUAG